GGUUCAGACUCAACUUUGACCAAGUGUAGAAACGAAACUUAACUGUAAGACGGAUCUGAAAGUGCUCUGAAGGCCGACAAAGGUCUGUGUCUCUCUACUGACGUCGCCCUCCUGAACUCCUCACCUGCUCUGGUCUGCAUUACCUUCAACAUCAGUUCCUGGUCUUGGUCAUGGAUGACUUUGUUCGUAACAAACUGACUGAAUGGGAUCUUAGUGACUUCAUUGAUAGAUUUGAAGAUGAAGGCAUUGACAAGGAAAGUCUGUAUUAUCUUGAUGAUCAAGAAAUUAAAAACUUGAUCACAAAAACGGGACCAAGAGUCAAAUUCAAGGAAAAACUCCAGAGGUUAAAGGAAGAACAAAGCUCAAAUCAGGAAGCAGCUGAUGUUCCUGUUCCAAGUCAACAUGAGCAACAAGCUGAUUCAGCUCAGGUUUUGCCAUCCACAAGUGCUACAGGAAAGAGAAAGUUGGAUUUUCAAGGAGAAUCCAGCAAAUGGCAGCAACCAAAGAAACGACAGCGUGACACUAUAUCACAGUCAUACACAGAAUCAAUCAUACUGUCUGAUGUGAAGAACAUAAUGGGAUGUGUCCUUGCAAGACUACACAGCCAAGACAACACAAAGCUCAAUGCGUUCCUGAAGAAUAAAAUCUGUGAUUUGGAGCAAGACAAGAGGGAACUGAUCGGUGUCUUUGGUAAAACUGGGGCUGGAAAGAGCUCUCUGAUAAACGCCAUCAUUGGACAGAAGGAUCUGCUGCCCUCUGGAAGUGUCAGUGCAUGUACCUCAGUCAUGAUUCAAGUGGAGGCAAACAUGCGCAACUCAAAGUAUGAAGCAGACAUUGAGUUCAUCACAACCGAGGAGUGGAAAGAUGAGUUGUGGUCAAUGUAUCAGUUUCUUGGAGAUAAAGCACAUCCGGACGAAGAUGAUGGCGAUGAUGAUGACAAUGAUGAUGAUGAUGAUGAUGAUUAUCGUGACAUUGCUGAAAAGCUGUCAGCGCUGUAUGAUGAAUGGAAAAACAAAUCCCCUGAAAUCCUCGUGGACAACAAAUACUUCAGAGAAAUUCCAGAGUUCCUCCAGUCCAGGAAGAAGACUCUGACGUGUGAAUCGGCCAAAGAGCUAUCUGCAAAAUUAGUCAAAUACACAAGAAGUGAGUUCAGUGACAGACAAGGUAAAGAAGUACCGAGGUGUUAUUGGCCACUGGUGAAGUGUGUGACUGUCAAGGUGCCAAAUAAUGAUCUUCUCCAACACGUCACACUGGUGGACCUUCCUGGAAACGGUGACCGCAACAAGAGCAGAGAUAAAAUGUGGAAAGGGAUUGUUGGAGACUGUUCUACUGUGUGGAUCGUGACUGAAAUCAAUCGAGCAGCAGCAGAGAAAGAACCCUGGGAGAUCUUGAAAAGUGCCAGUAGUCUCAUGGGAAACGGUGGCAAGUGUCAGCAAAUCCACUUCAUCUGCACCAAGUCUGAUCUCAUUGAAGAUCCAGAUGAUCAUUCAACAGCUGAUAUUCAUGCUCGCAUAUUUCAAAGAAACAUGGAAGUCAAGGAGGUAGUGAGGAAAGAAUUCCACAAACUAAACAAGGUUAAGAAACACUUCCAAGAUGACUGCCUCGAGGUGUUCACAGUGAGCUCCAAAGAGUUCCUGAAAGGAAAACGUCUGAAUCCAGAGGACACUGAAAUACCAAAACUUCAGGAUUUUUUGCAAGAUCUCAAUGACUGUCACUCAGAGACGUUAAACUAUGUGUCUGGAGCUUUUGGGAUUCUCUCUUUGAUGCAUGGUGCCAGCCGUAGAGAAGUGGCUGGCAAAAAACCAGAAGUGUGCACAGACCUUGAAAAAAACAUGAGGCGUGAACUCAUCAGAGUCAGAAAACCCAUGGCAGAGGCUUACGACAUGUUUGAAAAGUGCCUCAAAGAGGGGGUUCAAACAUCCAGAACUUCAUGUGACAAAACCUUGAAGUCCAUGUUACAGCCUAGAGGGAAAAAAGGUGGCGCGUUUCACAAGACACUGAAAUCUAUUGUGGAGAACGGUGGCGUCUACAAACCAAAGAAAGGGAAACAAAUAAACUUCAACAUGAAGUUAGCAUCAUAUCUGAUGAACAGCAUUGAUGAGGAAUUCAGGAAUACCUUCCCAAAUGAAGAAAAAUGGGGAUCAUUCAACGGCGUCAUCACAAAGUUUUCCCUGGACACAGAGAGGCUGAUUCAGGAGAACCAAAGCCUCAAACUGCAGCUGACAUUUCUCAGUACAGAGGAAGAAAACAUUAAGACAAAACUGAAGGAAAUCAUCUGGGUCAAUAAGAAAGCAAUCUACAACAGUCUGACAGAGACGAUCGAGGAAAAAAUGCUGCCGUGCUAUAAGAAAGCAGCAGCAUUUAGUGGAGAUCAAACACUGAAAUACAUGAGAGACACUAUCGCAGAACAUGUACGUGUCUCAAAGAACACGAUGUUUGAGGAGGCUAAAGCUGUCAUGUUGAACCAGCUGAACGUCUUGAAGGAGAAAAUCCUGAAGACGCUGCAGGAAACCAUGAAGGAAUCCAUUGAGCUCUCACUGAAGACAGAUGACAACUCAAUCCCAGAUGUUCCAGAAGAACUUGAGAAGGUGAAGAAAUACUACGAUGAACUGAAGCGCAGCUCAAAAGAACUGGACAUAGCAUUCAGAUAAAACCUCAAAUGUAAGUCCAAUGUUUCCUAAAGAGCCGUGACGAUGAACUGUUUUUGUCCUAAAUAAUGUCAAUCACACCUUGAAUUACAGCAGAGCUGAUGCACAGGAACAUCUGAGUGAAGCUGCUGCUGAAAGCUGAACAGUUUUCAUCACGCUGUUGAAACAGACGCU
This is a messenger RNA of Stegastes partitus (bicolor damselfish), 2822 nucleotides long. Its product is annotated as nuclear GTPase SLIP-GC-like. Gene Ontology annotation, molecular function: GTPase activity. NCBI's taxonomy places the organism in Eukaryota, Metazoa, Chordata, Actinopteri, Pomacentridae. The transcript is spliced from 23 exons. The coding region runs from base 171 to 2651 and encodes 826 amino acids. The record is from RefSeq and is a predicted model, not a curated record.